AUGCGCCAGUUUUUACGUCCUGUUGCCUCGCUGGCGAAAUCCACAAUCACGCCGGUUGCUCGCCGUCGUGCCCACUCCACAGCAUUCGACUGGGAGGAUCCCCUCCUACUCAGAGAGCAAUUGAGUGAAGACGAAAUUGCUCUUGCUGAGAGCGCGCGCUCCUACUGCCAAGAACAGUUAUUACCCAGAGUACUCCAGGCAUACAGAGAUGAGCAUUAUGACAAGGAGAUCCUGAAGGAAAUGGGGGAGCUAGGGUUGUUGGGUGCUACAAUUCAGGGUUAUGGAUGUGCCGGCGUAAGCAAUGUUGCUUCUGGGUUGAUCACCCGCGAAGUUGAGAGAGUCGAUAGCGGAUACCGCAGUGGAAUGAGUGUCCAGAGUUCCCUCGUCAUGGGUGGUAUUGAAGAGUUUGGCACCGAGGAACAGAAACAGCGCUUUCUUCCGGGAAUGGCAAAAGGAAAGGUCAUUGGUUGUUUCGGCCUCACAGAACCAAAUCACGGAUCUGACCCUGGAUCGAUGGAAACCGUUGCACGCCGUCACCCCACAAAGAAGGGAGUUUACCUCCUAUCGGGUUCAAAGACCUGGAUCACUAACUCCCCAAUCUCUGAUGUGCUCAUGGUUUGGGCUAAACUCGAUGGGAAGAUUCGAGGUUUUCUAGUCGAAAGGGCGACUGCCGCUCCUGGCACGAUUUCUACUCCUGCCAUCAAAAACAAGAAUGGUCUCCGUGCUUCUAUCACUGGCAUGAUCAUGCUCGAUGGUGUAGAGGUUCCCGAGGAAAACAUGUUCCCUGACAUUGAAGGUCUUAGGGGACCAUUCAGCUGUUUGAACAAUGCUAGGUAUGGAAUUGCAUGGGGAACAAUAGGCGCACUGGAAGACUGCCUUAUGAGAGCAAGAACCUAUGCUCUUGAAAGAAAGCAGUUUAAGGGCAACCCUCUAGCAAAGUAUCAGCUUGUUCAAAAGAAGUUGGCAAAUGCAUCAACCGAUGCUGCAUUUGGAUUGGCAGCUGCUUUACAGGUCGGAAGAUUGAAAGAUAGAGGUCUAGUUGCACCGGAAAUGAUUUCGAUGAUAAAAAGACAAAACUGUGACAGAGCUUUAGUCAACGCUAGAGACUUGCAAGAAAUAUUUGGCGGGAAUGCUGUGUCUGACGAAUAUGGAAUCGGCAGGCAUGUCGCUAACCUGUUUGUCACGCAAACCUAUGAGGGUCAGAGUGAUAUCCAUUGUUUGAUUCUCGGUAGAGCAAUUACUGGAGUUCAAGCAUUCUGUUAG
Messenger RNA from Morchella sextelata, 1263 nucleotides. RefSeq lists its product as uncharacterized. Gene Ontology annotation, biological process: fatty-acyl-CoA biosynthetic process; fatty acid beta-oxidation using acyl-CoA dehydrogenase. The transcript is spliced from 8 exons. The coding region runs from base 1 to 1263 and encodes 420 amino acids. Gene Ontology annotation, molecular function: flavin adenine dinucleotide binding; fatty-acyl-CoA binding; glutaryl-CoA dehydrogenase activity. NCBI's taxonomy places the organism in Eukaryota, Fungi, Ascomycota, Pezizomycetes, Pezizales, Morchellaceae. Gene Ontology annotation, cellular component: mitochondrial inner membrane. The record is from RefSeq and is a predicted model, not a curated record.